This is a messenger RNA of Saccostrea cuccullata (small rock oyster), 1743 nucleotides long. RefSeq names its product ethanolaminephosphotransferase 1-like. Lineage: Eukaryota; Metazoa; Mollusca; Bivalvia; Ostreida; Ostreidae. Bases 390 to 1373 code for a protein of 327 amino acids. The transcript has 9 exons. Gene Ontology annotation, biological process: phosphatidylethanolamine biosynthetic process. Gene Ontology annotation, molecular function: ethanolaminephosphotransferase activity. The record is from RefSeq and is a predicted model, not a curated record. Gene Ontology annotation, cellular component: Golgi apparatus; endoplasmic reticulum membrane.
GAAAUUUACUUCUGAAACAAGUGCCUGUGGUUGGAUGACAACACGUUGACUCAAAACCAAGUGAUGUUGUUAAAAACCACUGGUAGGAUUUAUCCCUGUUUAUCAGUGACUAUACUAUAUUGGUCGCCAGGUAAAUGCGCUAAAAUAUAUGGAGUAAUCUGCACACAAUUUCAAUAUAUGAGAUUGUGUGUCUACUGCGAGUCAAAUAGUGUGCAAGGAUAACUCUGAUCUCUAAAUCGGAUGCCAGAGUGAGACUAAGCCGGUACAGUGCAGUCGACACAAGCCCAGUUAGCAAGUACAUAACACAUCCUUUCUGGAACUGGGUGGUUGAGUUUGUACCAAAAUGGAUUGCACCCAAUGUAUUGACCUUGACAGGAUUUGGUCAGCUGAUGAUGAACUUUGUCCUUUUGACCUACUAUGACCCCCACUUUUUUUCUGCCAGUAGGGACCAUCCUGAGUGUCCCCCUAUUCCUAACUGGGUGUGGCUGGUCUGUGCAUUUAACAACUUCAUGUCACACACAUUAGAUGGGAUUGACGGUAAGCAGGCACGGAGGACAGGGUCCAGCUCCCCCCUGGGGGAGUUAUUUGACCACGGACUGGACAGCUGGGCCACCCUGUUCCUGCCCGUGGCUCUGUAUUCUAUUUUUGGCCGCGGGGAGUAUGGAGUGGGGGUGUUUAGGGUGUACUUCAUCGUGACGGGAGUCAUGCUGUGUUUUAUCCUCUCUCACUGGGAGAAAUACAACACCAAAAUCUUAUUCCUACCCUGGGGCUACGACCUCAGCCAAUUGGCCAUGACAGGAGUAUAUCUUGUGACCUUUGUUGGGGGUCAGAGUAUGUGGAAAUUUAAAAUUCCAGUGAUAGAUAUCUACUGCUCCGAGUUUAUAGAAAUAGGAAUGUAUGUUGGAUUCUUUGUUCUGACUUUCCCAGCAACUUUCUGGAAUAUAUACAAAUCUUACCGAGAUAAAACAGGUAAAAUGUACGGGCCAUGGGAGAUGAUGCGCCCCCUAGUGUCCACGUUUAUCUUAUUCUUUCUGAUGGUGUAUUGGGCGCGUGUGUCCAGCUGUCAGGUGAUGGAGUUACAGCCCCGCCUCUUCUACUGGACUACAGGGACCGCCUUCUCUAACAUUGCUUGUCACCUAAUCAUCAGUCAGAUGAGUGAUACUCGAUGUGAACUCGUUAACUGGCUCCUCCUACCUCUGGUUGCUAUAGUUACGACGUGUUCACUGCUGUCACUCGGACAAGUAGAGGUUUACCUUCUGUGGGGAUAUUGCUGUCUAGUCACUGCUGCUCAUAUUCACUUUGGGGUUCAUGUGGUUCAAGAAAUGUGUGAUCAUUUCAAUAUAUCAGCAUUCACAAUAAAACAAAAGGCAUAGAGACUUCUUUCACCUUGGUAAGGCAGCUGAAGGUCAUUGUAUCAUUGUCUGCUGUGGUCUGUGGAGAACAGAAGCCUACACAGAUCAGGAAAUCUGGCAGUCAGCCAUGUUCAGCAAGAAGACCAUCACCCAAGUUCAGGAAGAGAGAAGACCAAUCCAGGAGUUUGAGAAUGUUUUAUGUUGAUUUCUUUUGAAUUCGUUCCUGUGAUUUGAAUUACUUUCAUCUAAAAUGUGCCAUUUACUUUGUUAACAUUGUUGGGAGUUUUAUACAGAUACUCUCUGUGCAUUAAACUGAUAGAGCUGAACAAAUACCUCAUUUCAUAAUCUAGUUCACUUGAUAAGUUUAGUUGAGUUUUUCUGACCAAGCCAG